AUGACGAAAUUCAGGCGAUUCCUCAAAGUACGUGAUGCUUCCAAUUCUUUACAAGUUGAAAUGAAGUUUCAGUUGUUUGCUUUUAGUGUUCAGUCCGCUUAUUUCAACUUUUUCGUUACGCGCCAGAUGUUAUUCAAAAGGAUCGCAACCCUUCCAAUUGUAAACCAACUACGUAAUGUCCAAACAUCGACAAAACGCUUAGCAGAAUUAAAGCUGACAUUUGCUUCAUCUGGUCAGGCAUUUUAUAACAAUGUAGUCGUAAAACAAGUUGAUGUACCAACUUUAACUGGUCGAUUUGGUGUUUUACCAGAACACGUCCCUACAGUUGGUUGUCUUAAACCGGGUGUUGUUGCAGUAUACGAGAACGAUGGGAAUAUUAAGAAAUAUUUUGUCAGUAGUGGUAUUGUAACCGUUAACAAUGAUUCAUCUAUUCAAGUUCUUGCUGAAGAAGCCGCCGCUCUUGACCAACUGGAUAUUCAAGCUGCUAAAGAAGGAAUGUCAAAAGCACAAUCUGAAUUAUCCAGUGCUACUACAGAACUUGAUAAAGCGGAAGCUCAGAUUGCUGUUGAAGCCUAUGAAGAAUUGUCACGUGCUUUGGAGGAUCGAAGUUGA
This is a messenger RNA of Trichobilharzia regenti, 612 nucleotides long. Lineage: Eukaryota; Metazoa; Platyhelminthes; Trematoda; Strigeidida; Schistosomatidae. The record is from the annotation of a GenBank genome assembly.